UAGUAUCAGCAGUGGUAUCAGCAGCAGUAGGAGGAGGAAGACGAGGGCGGGUUAAUCUCUCGCAGGCGCCCAGAAGAAAGUUCCAGCCGAGGCGGACAUGACCUCCCAGGCCGCUCGCUGCCAGGAUCUAUGCGGCGAUAAGGAGCGCUGAUAGCGGCGUGCGGGUCGAGCCUGAGCUCCCUGACCCGGGCAGCCGAAGAUGGGCCAGACCUCUUCCGUGUCUUCCGUGUCUGACCCAGCCGGCGUUGAUGGUUUGGAGAAAUCGUCAUCACUGGCCGCCUGCGACGUGGUGGUGGACGAUACCCACAGUGCACGGCAGCAGCGAGGCAAGCUGUCCACUCUAGGAAGACUGUUCAAACCCUGGAAGUGGAGGAAGAAGAAGUCCAGUGACAGGUUUCAGGAUCUUUCCAAAGUAUUGGAGAGAAAAAUCUCAACAAGGCAAACCAGAGAGGAGCUCAUCAAAAAGGGAGUGCUCAUCCUGGACCAAGACGAGGACGUCAGCAGAGGAACUCAGAAUGGACACGCCACAUCCAGCGUGUCGCCCGAGCAGGUCAAAGUUGAGAUGGAAACCACGGUGACAAGCCCCGCCCAGCCGGCUGCUGCACCUGUGAGCAAUGACGACAACGCAGGGAGAAGGGAAUCUAAAGCCACGGCCCGGGCUGCUCAGGCUAAAAAACCCCCGACCUCCUCCAGGCCUGCAGGGGGCACUGUGACCCGGCACAGAGACUCUUCCUCUGGGGCUAAAAAGACUGUUAAAGCCCCGGGGAAGCAGGGCUCUUCGGCGCAGGCUAAAGCUAACACGCGGAGUGCUAACAACGCUAGCCGUGCGAUUGCCAAAUCCUCGCAUCCAAAGAAGAGCCAAGGGGGCGGGACAAAAGCCACCGCCCCCACUCCCGCGCCUCGCUCUCGACCACCGAAGGACCCUGCACCACCCAGCGAAGGCGACGAGGCGCGGACCACCCAGAAAGCAGAAAACGGAGCAUCCUCUGUUUCUCCGAAGGCCUCCUCAGAGACUCCCAGUCAGCCCGAGGAAGUCCAAUCCUCUGACAGCUCGUCUAAAGUUUCCCAACACACUCCGUCUGCUCCUCGAGAGCCUCCAGAGGACCAACCCACCUGCGCUGAGGCUCCUGUGGGACAAGACCCCCUCAAAGACACCACCCCCGAAACCCCUGCGGUCCAUGUGAACACUGCCACGGAGGACACUUCCUUCACUGAGGCUGACGCCGACCCCCCGCGGGAGGAAGAACGAGGGAGGAGCGCAGAAGAUGGAUCUGAUGCACAGGAGGAGAAUGGGGAGUCUGCAGAGGAGUCCUGCUCAAGGCCUGCCGACUCUGACGCGGUGAAGCCACCGGGCGGCCUCAGCGUGAACACGGAGAACGCGGAGGUGACGGUCAUCCCUGAUAGGCCGACAGCAGAAUGCCAAACCAGCGACUCGGACUCCGACGGACCCAUCCUGUACCGUGAUGAAGAGGAGGAGGAAGAGGACGAGUACCUUAACAGUUCUCUGGCCAUCAAGAUCCGGCGACGAGACACCCUCAACAUCAAACUCUGCAACCGACCCAGCAAGGCGGAGCUGGAGGAGAAGAACAUCCUACCUCGCAGCUCAGAGACGGAGAGACAUGAGCUCCGUCAGCAGAUCGGCUCCAAGCUCGUCAGGAGCUUGAGCCAAAGACCCACCACGGAGGAACUGGAGCAGAGGAACAUCCUCAAACAGAAGAACGAAGCAGAGGAGCACCAGGCCAAGCAGGAGAUUAAAAGGAAACUCUCCAGAAAGCUGAGCGUGCGACCCACGGUGGCGGAGCUCAUUGCCCGAAGAAUCCUGCGCUUCAACGAGUACGUGGAGGUCACGGACGCCAAGGACUACGACCGGCGAGCAGACAAGCCCUGGACACGCCUCACACCUGCUGACAAGGCUGCCAUCCGCAAGGAAUUAAACGAGUUCAAGAGCAGAGAGAUGGCAGUACAUGAAGAUAGCAAACACUUCACCAGAUUCCACCGGCCUUAAAAUGAGCCAGACGUCAGCAUGGGAACCUCCACCAAGUCCACAGCCCCACCUAACUAAGCCAGGUUUGUCACUGGGUGUCCAACCUGUGGAAGUGUUGCACACCUUGUACCCGCUCACUGCUCACUGCUCACUAGCAGUCCUCUAUUUAUUGUUUGAGAACUUCUUUCCUCUCCCGGCUACAAUCAAGCAGUCUGGAGAGUACUAACCCCAUUGCUGUGAGCUGCAGGAGUCAGUCACUGUCCACAAGGGGGCGCUACAUCGCCUCGUGUCAGCACCAAGUCCACCCUGGAACUGAUGAAGGAUUUGAAACUUUUAAAUGUUGCAUUCCCUCCUUUUAGCUUGUGCCAAAAAGCAAACUAUAUUUAUGUUUCUGAUUUUUUUGCUCAUCUUUUCCCACCACAAGUGGCUUGUACUCCACAAACCCACUUGGGAUGCUUUUGCGGCAUGGAAGUAUAAAAUGUCGACCAGCCUUUAGCGACACGCUAGCGAGGUCGUGCUAAAACAGGGGUGUCCAAACUUUUUCCACUGAGGGCCACACACGGAAAAAUUUUAGCAUGCGGGGGCAUUUUGAUAUUUUUAAUUUUCGAAUCAUAACAAAAUAUAUGUUUUUUUUUUUUUAAGCUUAAGGGCUCCCGGGGGACCAUAAGGGGUCUCGGUCAUUACAAUGUUCAAAAUAAGUCAAAUUAUUAUUAUUAUUAUUUAUUUACAUUUAACAGUAAAUCUCUAUAUCAACUUCAAGUUGAUAUAAAGUAAAAAAAAAAUAAAAAAAGCCUUGUCAAAGACGACUUUGUUUUUGGGGCGGUAUAGCUCAGUUGGUAGAGUGGCCGUGCCAGCAACUUGAGGGUCGCAGGUUCGAUCCCCGCUUCCGCCAUCCUAGUCACUGCCGUUGUGUCCUUGGGCAAGACACUUUACCCACCUGCUCCCAGUGCCACCCACACUGGUUUGAAUGUAACUUAGAUAUUGGGUUUCACUAUGUAAAGCGCUUUGAGUCACUAGAGAAAAGCGCUAUAUAAAUAUAAUUCACUUGAUAGUAAAACUGAAUUAUGCAGUGUUUAGUAAUUAGAGCCCUAAAAGAUCAAUAAUGCAGGACUUUUAAUUCUUUAAUAUUUUUUGAGUAAUCACAGUGAAAAGUAAAUUUUAAAAAAUCCCACAAAAUAUAUUUGGGAUCCAAAAGGUUCCUCACUCAUAAAGUGAUACAUUUUUAUUAUUAUUUUUACUUUCAGGUCAACUUAAAUAUAUGUCGAUUUUACUUUUGAACUGUUAUUUUGUUUCUUUUAUGCUCUCUUGUCAAAAAAAAACAAUGUUUUUAUUGAACCACACAAUAUAUGCAAUAGUUUUUUCCACAUAAAACAUUUUAAAGUGACAUUUUUGAAGUAAUUGCAGCCAUGAAUAGGUCAAUAAUUCAUUAUAACAUAGAUUUUGUGUAUUUUUUUUUUUUUUGGGAGCAAUGGCAAAAAAAAUUAAUAAAGGAAGACCAAAAAGAGUUUGCAUGGCAGCUUUGUGUCAACAUUGCAACUUUUUCUCCUUUUUAAAUGUUUUUUUUUGUUUUGUUAUAUUUUUGCAAUACUAUCAAUUGUGCAAUUUAUACCGGGCCGGUAAACGAUUAGCUGUGGGCCGCACUUUGGACACCCCUGUGCUAAAACAUUGUUACAACGCUGAAUUGUGUCCGCACAAUGCUGCUCCGACCCUAAAUGCUGCUUUUCUCUCACUCCUCAGAUUGAAGCUACUUGAUAUUAAAGGCCUACUGAAAUGAAAUGUUCUUAUUCAAACGGGGAUAGCAGCUCCAUUCUAUUUGUCAUACUUGAUCAUUUCGCCAUAUUUUUGCUGAAAGGAUUUAGUAGAGAACAUCCACGAUAAAGUUUGCAACUUUUGGUCGCUAAUAAAAAAGCCUUGCCUGUACCGGAAGUAGCAGACGAUGUGCGCGUGACGUCACGUGCUGUGGAGCUCCUCACAUCUGAACAUUGUUUACAAUCAUGGCCACCAGCAGCGAGAGCGAUUCGGACCGAGAAAGCGACGAUUUCCCCAUUAAUUUGAGCGAGGAUGAACGAUUCGUGGAUGAGGAAAGUGAGAGUGAAGGAUUAGAAAAAAAUAAGACUAUACAGUGGGAGCGAUUUAGAUGUUAUUAGAGACAUUUAGUAAGAUAACUGGAAAAUCCCUUAUCUGCUUAUUGUGUCACUAGUGUUUUAGUGAAAUUAUAUGGUCAUACCUGAAAGCCGGAGGGGUGUGGUGACCGCCAAUGUCUCUGAGGGAAGCCACGUUUCUCGACGGCAGCCGUUGGGGCCGGGCUGAGAUUUUUUUUCCCCCCUCCUCCACGGUGGGAGCAUCCCACGUUUGGGGGCGGUUGAUCGGAGGAGGCAAGAUAGUCCGCAGCUGCCUCUUUGGCAGGUGCACGAGGAACGACGCAAGCUCUCCGCUCAUGUCUACGGCAAGAGCCGACUUAUUACCACAAUUUUGUCACUGAAACCUGACAUGUGGUAGGGAACCAUGUUCGCUUGACCGCUCUGUUCCAUAGUAAAGCAAACAAGGAAACACCGGCUGUGUUUGUGUUGCUAAAGGCGGCCGCAAUACACCGCUUCCCACCUACAUCUUUCUUCUUUGACGUCUCCAUUAUUAAUUGAACAAAUUGCAAAAGAUUCAGCAACACAGAUGUCCAGAAUACUGUGUAAUUAUGCGAUGAAAGCAGACGACUUUGGCUGGGAUCGGGCUGGAACAAAAUGUCCGCUACAAUCCGUGACGUCACACGCACGUGUCAUCAUACCGCGACGUUUUAGCAUGAUACUUCGGCGCAAGAUUUAAAAUUGCAAUUUAGUAAAUUAAACCGGCCGUAUUGGCAUGUGUUGCAAUGUUAAUAUUUCAUCAUUGAUAUAUAAACUAUCAGACUGCGUGGUCGCUAGUAGUGGCUUUCAGUAGGCCUUUAAAUGUUAGCUUUUUGCUAGCUAAGUAAAAACAACCCUCAUUUCCGAGUCUGCACUUUGUAUUUAUUCUUGCUAAAAGAGAAGUGUGAUUGACAAGAAACAACAACAAAGCCACAAUGUGAUUCUUCUAAAGAUCUUUUUCUUCUAUAUUUGUUUUGGUAGGAAAACAGGAGCUAUUAUAAAAUGUUGACGAGUCAUUCCGUCGCUAAUGCGCUUGUGCUAACCGUUAAAAAGUCAAGUUGCUACUGCUUCCAUGCUAAAACGCUGCUUUUAGUGUCAUUCCUCAAAGUAAAAGUAGAUGAUAUUAAAGUAGCAAAUGUUGACAUUUUGCUAGCUAAGUGUAGCUAACUCAAAAGAACCCUCAUUUCCACAUGUUUCCAAGUCUGCACUUUGUAUUUAUUAAAAUUGUAUGAGUUGUUAUUUCUUACCUGAGAAACACAAGUUGUGUUUGUUUCUCCAACAAAAAGUAGACGUUUGUCGUGGUGAGUUAGCUUAGCGCUCGGAGAUUAGCUCACACUUUUGUUCAAUCAAUCUUCCAAACAACACAAUUUAAAUCCGAGAAACUAAUCAGCUUUUACUUUUUUUUUGGGAGCUGCUUUUGUUUCUUAAGCAAGACUUUUGGUACCACUUAUAGUAAAUAUGAAGACCUCAGACUCGCCAAGCUGUGUUAGCUUAGCAUAAAACUGGACAGUUUUUUUUAACGGGGAUGCUUGGAUUAUGGUUCGUAUUGUUGUGUGAUUAAUACGCAAAUGUUCAAAAGCUUGCUUAGCUAGUCUCGCACUUCGGUAUUUAUGCUAAGCUAGGCUAGCUUGCACUUGCUAAGAGCGAAGUGUGAUUGACAAGAUAAUUUUGCUCCAACAACAAAUAAUUAUUCUAAAGAUCUUUUUCUUCAAUAUUUUCUUUGGGGGGGAAAGAGGAGCUAUUAUAAAAUGUUGAUGACUCAUUCCGCCGCUACCAUCAUAGCUAGCUCGCUAAUGUGCUUGCGCUAACUGUUAAAAAGUCAAGUUAAUACUGCUUCAAUGGUAAAACGCUGCUUUUAGUGUCAUUCCUCCAACUUAAACGCAAGUAUUCCCAUGACAUUAAAAGCAGCUAGCUAGUUAGCAUUCUGCUAGCUACAUCCGGCUCACUUUAAAGCGCUCUAAUUUCAAACCUGCACUUUGUAUUUAUUCAAAUGCUGCAAGUUUUUUUAUUUAACUGGGAAACUCUUUUUGUUUUAUCCGACAAAACUCCCGAAAUAGACUUUGAAGUAGAAAGUAGCCGGCUCAGAGUUAGCGCUUCUGUGGUUUAGCCUCCAAAAUACUGGAGUGAAACAGCAAACGUAAUCAGAACCUUCAGUUUGGGGCCGACUUUAGUCCCUAAACACGAUGUCGGGGACCACUUAGGUCUGAUGAGCCACAAAGAUGUUAGCUUAGCUACUUUAUUUGAACACAUUAAGAUGCUAGCUCGACAUUCGGUCCCCAUGCUAAGCUACCUUGCUCUCCGACAAUCAAAGUGUGGCGCUGAUUAGAUCUGUUUGCUACAAACCUCAAAGCAAAAAAGUGAUCAUUGAAUAUUGUUUUUUUAGCUAAAUAAGGAACUAUUAGCUUAACGAGGGGUAGUAUUCUGACAUUGUGUACUUCCUGCCCUCAAAGAGAUGUUGUAUAUGAACAUAAUGAUGACAAUUGCCUUCAGAGAGAUGUUGUAUAUGAACAUAAUGAUGUUAAUUGCCUUCAAAGAGAUGUUGUAUAUGAACAUAAUGAUGUUAAUUGCAUUCAAAGAGAUGUUGUAUAUGAACAUAAUGAUAAUAAUUGCCUUCAAAGAGAUGUUGUAUAUGAACAUGAUGAUAAUUGCCUUCGUAGAGAUGUAUAUCAGGGGUCACCAACCUUUUUGAAAGCAAGAGCUACUUCUUGGGUACUGAUUAAUGCGAAGGGCUACCAGUUUGAUACACACUUAAAUAAAUUGCCAGAAAUAGCCAAUUUGCUCAAUUUACCUUUAAUAAAUAAAAUAAAAAAUAUAUAGUCGUACAUUUUUUUUUCCUAAUAUGGAAUAUUUUUUGUAGAGAAUAAUUGAUGAAAAAAACACUUAAUUGAACGGUUUAAAAGAGCAGAAAACACGAAACAAAUUUAAAUUUAAUUUUGAAACAUAGUUUAUCUUCAAUUUCAACUAUGUAAAAUUCCAAAAUUCUACCGAAAAAAAGAAGAGGAAAAAACUAGCUAAUUCGAAUCUUUUUGAAAAAAUUAAAAAAAGAAUUUAUGGAACAUCAUUAGUCAUUUUUCCUGAUUAAGAUUCAUUUUAAAAUUUUGAUGACAUGUUUUGAAUAGGUUAAAAUCCAAUCUGCAUUUUGUUAGAAUAUAUAACAAAUUGGACCAAGCUAUAUUUCUAGCAAAGACAAAUCAGUAUUUCUUCUAGAUUUUCCAGAACAAAAAUUUUAAAAUAAAUUCAAAAGACUUUGAAAUAAGAUUUAAAUUUGAUUGUACAGAUUUUCUAGAUUUGCCAGAAUAUUUUUUUUUAUUUUAAUCAUAAUAAGUUUGAGGAAAUAUUUCAAUAAUAUUCUUCGUUAAAAAAAGCUAAAAUGAAGAAUUUAAUUAAUAUGUAUUUAUUAUUCUUUACAAUAAAACAAAUAAAUGUACUUGAACAUUGAUUUAAAUUGUCAGGAAAGAAGAGGAAGGAAUUUAAAAGGUAAAAAGGUAUAUGUGUUUAAAAAUCCUAAAAUAAUUUUUAAGGUUAUAUUUUUUUUCUAAAAUUGUCUUUCUGAAAGUUAUAAGAAGCAAAGUAAAAAAAUAAAUGAAUAUUUUCUUGGAUUUUCAAAUUCUAUUUGAUUUUUGUCUCUCUUAGAAUUAAAAAUGUCCAGCAAAGCGAGACCAGCUUGCUAGUAAAUAAAUACAAUUAAAAAAAAAAAAUAGAGGCAGCUCACUGGUAAGUGCUGCUAUUUGAGCUAUUUUUAGAACAGGCCAGCGGGCGACUCAUCUGGUCCUUACGGGCGACCUGGUGCCCGCGGGCACCGCGUUGGUGACCCCUGGUGUAUAUGAACAUGAUGAUAAUUGCCCUCAAAGAGAUGUUGUAUAUGAACAUGAUGAUGAUAAUAAUCAAGUGUUUGGAUAGUCAAGCUCAGGCCUAAACCCUCAAACUCUUCUAGUCUCUUGUCAAAUGAAAGUCGUGUGUGUGUGUGUGUGUGUGUGUGUGUGUGUGUGUGUGUGUGUGUGUGUGUGUGUGUGUGUUUGAAGGUAAAGUUGUACAGUAUUUACUUCCUGACAUGUAUAUGAAGUAUUUUGUACAGAAUGUGUAUGGCUGCAUGUGCAUUUAUGCCACAAUACAAACACCAUGACCUAAAUAUUUUA
Messenger RNA from Nerophis ophidion (straightnose pipefish), 8237 nucleotides. RefSeq names its product phosphatase and actin regulator 2 (gene phactr2). Gene Ontology annotation, molecular function: actin binding. Gene Ontology annotation, biological process: actin cytoskeleton organization. The record is from RefSeq and is a predicted model, not a curated record. The transcript has 13 exons. Bases 200 to 2005 code for a protein of 601 amino acids. NCBI's taxonomy places the organism in Eukaryota, Metazoa, Chordata, Actinopteri, Syngnathiformes, Syngnathidae.